GUUCUGCGGCCUGCGGCGUUUUUCUGGUCGACCAAAAAAACCGUCAACAAAAGACAGCAGCCAUGUCGCGUUUCUUCUACGGUGGCAGCAGCGACAGCGAGUCGAGCUCUUCCGACGAGGAAGAACUCUACAGCGACCGCGAGGCGGAGGAACAGUCCGAGGAGGAAUCCAGCGAGGAGGAGGAGGACCAGGACGAGGAUGAGUCCUCGGACGAAGAGGAGGGAGGAGCGGGUAAAGCGAACCGUUUCUUGAAGGACAUUUCGGACGAGGAGGAGAGCGAGGAUGAGGACAAGGUGACGGUGGUGAAGAGUGCCAAGGACAAGCGGCUCGAGGAACUCGAGAGCACAAUCCGGUUGAUCGAGAAUGCUGAGCGGAUCGGUGACUGGGCUGUCAUUUCGGCUGAAUUCGACAAGUUGAACCGUCAGAUCACCAAGAUCGCACAGGCCGGUCCCACGCCCAAGGUGUACAUUAAGGCGGUUGCCGAUCUGGAGGAUUUCGUGCUCGAGACCGUGACCAAGCAGAAGAGCUCUGGCAAGAAGAUGAACGCGGGCAACGCCAAGGGCUUCAACGCGGUCAAGCAACGGAUCAAGAAGAACAACAAGGAUUACGCCGCUCAGAUCGACAAGUACCGGAGCAACAAGGACGAGUACAUGCAGAGCGAUGAGGAGCCCGAGAAGCCCGUCGUCGCGCCGGCCUUCCGUCCUGCCCGGGUGGAGCGCGUCGAGGCCGCCGCCGCCGCUGCUGCUGCCCUCGCCGACGACGAAGGGUUCGCGACCGUCGGCCGUGGUGGAAAGACCCUGCAGUACACCCCCGAGAGCAUCCUCAAGCACCUGCGUGUCAUCGUUGAAUCUCGCGGAAAGAAGAACACCGAUCGGAUGGAGCAGAUCCGCACCAUGGAGAAGCUGCUGGAGGUCGCCCAGACCCCGUACCAGCGCAUCCGGGUCUACCUCACCCUCAUCUCGACCCGCUUUGAUCUCACGUCGACCUCGGCCGGCAACUACAUGAGCCCCGACCAGUGGAAGCUGGCAGAGCAGGAGUUCACCACGCUACUCUCCGUGCUCGAGGAGAACCGCAACCACAUCGUGGCCGAAGGCGCCGAAGAGUGGGAGGAUGAUGAGAAACAGCCCCAGGUCACCGCGGGCGAGACCUUGUAUAUCCCCGGUAGCAUCGUCUCGUACGCCGAGCGCCUCGAUGACGAGCUCACCCGCUCGCUGCAACACAUCGACCCCCACACGGCCGAGUACAUCGAACGGUUGAGCGACGAGCAGCAGCUCUACAACAACCUGGUCCGCGCUCAGCUGUACAUGGAGGAGCUGAACAAGUCCGAGCCGUCCGGCCCCCGCCAGGACAGCGUCAACCGCGUCAUCAUGAGACGCCUGGAGCACAUCUACUUCAAGCCGUCGCAAGUGGUGACGAUCCUCGAAGAGGCCACAUGGAAGGCCCUGCCCCCAACUGUGGACUCGGCCGUCACCCCGCGCAGCGCUACCGACGUGACCGACCUCGUCCAGACCCUCUGCAACUACCUCUUCCAACACAGCGAUGGCAUCAUCCGCGCCCGUGCCAUGCUUUGCCAGAUCUACUUCCUCGCCCUGCACGACCAGUACUACCGCUCCCGUGACCUGAUGCUCAUGUCCCACCUGACGGAGAACAUCGCCAACUUCGAUGUCAGCACCCAGAUCCUCUUCAACCGCGCGCUGGUGCAGAUCGGCCUCUGCGCCUUCCGGGCCGGCCUCAUCUACGAGGCUCAGAACACCCUGUCCGAAGUCUGCGGCAGCGGCCGUCAGAAGGAGCUGCUGGCCCAGGGUAUCAUCCUCCAGCGCUACUCGACCGUGUCGCCCGAACAGGAGCGCCUGGAGCGUCAGCGCCAGCUGCCCUUCCACAUGCACAUCAACCUCGAACUGCUCGAGUGCAUCUACCUCACCUCAAGCAUGUUCCUGGAAGUGCCUCUGAUGGCCCAGACCUCCUCAUCGCCUGAGAUGAAGCGCCGCGUCAUCUCCAAGACCUUCCGCCGCAUGCUGGACUACAACGAGCGCCAGGUCUUCACGGGCCCCGCCGAGAACACCCGCGACGGCGUCAUCAUGAGCGCCAAGUUCCUCGCCGCCGGCGACUGGAAGAAGGCCGCCUCGAUGCUCAACUCGAUCAAGAUCUGGGACCUCAUGCCGCAGCCGGACAAGAUCAAGGAGAUGCUCUCCCAGCAGAUCCAGGAGGAAGGCCUCCGCACCUACCUCUUCACCUAUGCCCCCUUCUACGAUACGCUCUCCAUCGCCACCCUGGCGGACAUGUUCGAGCUGCCGGCCAAGAAGAUCGCCGCCAUCGUCAGCCGGAUGAUCUCUCACGAAGAACUGGCCGCGGCGCUCGACCAGGUCAACGACGCCAUCGUCUUCCGCAAGGGUGUCGAACUUUCCCGUCUGCAGUCCCAGAUCAUUACCCUUGCCGACAAGUCCAUGUCGCUCCUCGAGGCCAACGAGAAGACCCUCGAGCAGCGCACGCAGGGUAUGGCCAAUGCCUUCCAGCGCGAUCAGGGCGCCGGCGCCCGUGGCGGCCGUGGUGCCGGGCGCGGUGGCCAGGCACGCGGCGGACCCAGACUCCCCGGUGGCCAGCAAGGUCGCCGACCUGGUGGCCAGCAGUUCAGCGGUGGUGCGUUGGGUGGAGCUAUCAAGGCAUAAAUUCUUUUGUAAUGGGUGUUAUUAACAUUGUUCAUUUUUUCUUCUCUCCACGGCUCUUUUUUCCCCCUUUGAAAUGUAUCGGAGUUUUCAGCUAUCCACCACCCUUCCUCCUCCUCUCCCACCACCUCCUGCAUUCCUCCAAAAUCUGAACCACCGAAAAAAAAAAAUUAUUUAGGCCUUCAAAAAAUGAAGCGGAGAAAGACAG
Molecule: messenger RNA, 2871 nt
Organism: Penicilliopsis zonata CBS 506.65
Lineage: Eukaryota; Fungi; Ascomycota; Eurotiomycetes; Eurotiales; Aspergillaceae
Exons: 2
Coding region: 63-2666 (867 amino acids)
Biological process (GO): translational initiation
Cellular component (GO): eukaryotic translation initiation factor 3 complex
Molecular function (GO): translation initiation factor binding; RNA binding; translation initiation factor activity
Source: RefSeq, a predicted model, not a curated record